Messenger RNA from Corticium candelabrum, 2153 nucleotides. RefSeq names its product low-density lipoprotein receptor-related protein 8-like. Lineage: Eukaryota; Metazoa; Porifera; Homoscleromorpha; Homosclerophorida; Plakinidae. The record is from RefSeq and is a predicted model, not a curated record. The coding region runs from base 22 to 1941 and encodes 639 amino acids. Gene Ontology annotation, molecular function: Wnt-protein binding; Wnt receptor activity. The transcript is spliced from 7 exons. Gene Ontology annotation, biological process: canonical Wnt signaling pathway.
AAAACGCAACGAGUCGCCUAAAUGGCCAUGCUGCUUGUACACUUAGCGUGGCUCGUCUCACUGGCCGGCUGUAAUCAUGCGAGCUCGAUUGAACAUACAGAGUCGAGCUACAAGGGAUCGUUUUAUGUCUACCCCUAUCAGCAGCGUGUCCGCCUUUCUAGCCUCGACAAUUCCGUGUCAACAACUAUCGGACAACAUGCGGACAACUCGAAAUUGGUCGGCGUAGACUACGACUUCGCUAGCGGAAUGGUGUAUGUGGUCGACGAGGCAGCAGCGACUAUAACUGCGAGUAACAGCACGCACACUCUACUGGUGGUGUCGCGGUUGAACAAGCCCAAAGGAGUGGCAUUCGACUGGCUCAAUUCGACUCUCUACUGGACCGAGGAGAGAGCCAUCCACUAUUGCAGGGUCAAUGCGGAUUUCGUCUGUCAUCCUUCAACUCUGGUCUCUGCCAGUUCCGGCUCUCCACGCGCAAUUGCAGUGGAUCCAUACAGACAAGAGCUAUAUUGGUCAGAAACGGGCGACUCGCCUCGAAUUGUGAGUUUAGCACUAAGAGACGGCGCAUACACGCAGAAAGUCCUGAUGUCGAGACAGCUAAAGAAGCCGACGGCUCUGACGGUUGAGCAUUCGACCGGCCAUGUGUAUUGGGCAGACCCUGAGAUGCCUGCACUUGGCUGCAUCGGGUGUCAAAACAAGCGGCAUAUUUUUGUCCAGUUUGGAAAAAACCUUCGCUAUCAGCCAUUUUCAGUUUCUGUUUUUAAUGGCAAGGUCUACUUCUUCAAUAAGAGAAAACAACUCGACAAGACACAUUCGUUUUACAGUCUACCGACUGCCAAGUGGACACACAUCUAUAAUACUCGAGACUGUAACGAGGGCAAAUGUUCAGUGACAGUGAGCCCCAAGAAGGAGCUCACGUUGUCGUCUGGAAAUAACUAUGUAUUUGACUUUUUGAUUGCCAACGUCACAGUGAAAGUUUCUGUCAAAAACAUUGCUUCCUCUAGUUCACCCCCUGCGACCACCAAAGUAUCCACAACAGAGUCUCCGACUAGUGCAAGUGCAGUCCUUAGUACUGCCAGGUCUUCAUCAUGGUCAUCACCAACACUGUCACUGUCUUCAUCAUCAGUAAUUCCAACAGAGAUGACAGAUAAACUCAAAACUGAGUCUGAGGAUUUUUGGGUGUCUCUCCAUCCUGGCAUCUUGGCUGCAGCUGCUGCGAUAAUCUGCGCUAUGUUGUUGACCAUUGUUCUUGUUGUUGCUACUAUUGUCUGCAGGAAACGAAAGUUCAACAGGGGUAAUACAAACAAAGGCUUCAGUAGCCUGGAUAGGACAUCACCAACUGGUUCAGAAUAUGAACAUCCUGUUGCUGUUGCUCCUGCUGUUGCUCCUCAAUUUCCUAUUGCCGGUGUACAGGCUGAGCCUCCACAGUAUGCAGACAUCAUGUCGAUACCAGGUACUCAUGACCUGGUACCCAUCGACAUAGCUAAUCCAACAUAUACUGGAGAGACAGCACCACCACUGGCUUCUAUCUCAGAACAACAAGCAAGACAGGCAGAGAAGAAAGCAGUGAAUCACACUCAAAAUUUGGUCAUGAAAGAUCCGGCAAAUCUCACUAAUCCAAACUACGAUGCCGUCAUUGAAAUUGACCAAGUGAAUGACAUUAGCAAGGAUAGUCUUCAUGCACCCAUUCCUGCACACCACUACAACAACUUGGUAUGUGCAGGCAACACAUGUCGUGUUGGCCAUAGCAAUACCAGUCUACCACCACCACCACCACCACCACCAAUAUACGAUACACCAGCAGAUCAGUCGCCUCACUCGACGACGACCGUAUCGACAACCACCCAGUCGAGUCAAUCGACUGAAUCGCAAAGUAACAGUGAAUACGAGACUACGUAUCGUCUUCAAAUACCUCAAACCCCUCAAUGUACACAAACAAUUUGACUUUGAUACGUUAAAAUUUGGUAGUUCUUUGUACUUCUACGUAAAAAUAAAGCAUUAACCUUAGACACAGGCAGAGACAAGGCAAACAAACUUAAUGAAAGGCAUCAUUGCAGUGUAAUUACUUGUUUAUACAUAAAGGAUAUUUAUUGAUUAUAGAGAAGCUUAAAUCAAACAUUAGGAGGUUACUAUCACUAUUGCAAACCUGUCAGGCA